UCCCUCCUUUUCCCCCACCCCUCUUCUGGUCUUCAGUUUUGUUAUAUUGUUACCGCAGUCGAACGCCGGCACCCCUCACUGUCCCAUUCAGUUUCUUUCUUCUCUCCCUCUCUGCUGCAGCCGUAAGCUGCUGGCUAUCCAGCAUCCCUCCACUGCCCCCACCGGGUUCUUUUCCUUCUUCUCUUCUCUCCCUAUCUCUUUCUGCUGCAACCGCACGCCGGCGAGCCACCCUCGUGUUCUGCCGCAGCCGCACCAGUGUCAACUACCUUCUUUUGCAGCUGUCCGUCGCCGUGGUCCACUCCAGCCUUCCCCCACACUUUCCAUCUUCUUCCAGUCGCUCGCCGUCGAGUUCUUUUGGGUUGGAUCAACUCCGGUUCUUGCUAGCAAUUUUUGGGUUUUGUAAAACAAGGGAGUGGAAUUAUACUCCCAAAAACUCAUGGUCUAUUUUUCCUGACAGGCAGGUGAGGUUGUGUUGCAUAAAGGAUUUUGAGACGCUACAGGCUCCAAGUGAGCAGACAUGGGAGUUCCAGCCUUCUAUAAGUGGUUAGCGGAGAAGUAUCCAUUGGUGGUUGUGGAUGUAAUAGAGGAAGCACCAGUUGUAAUAGAUGGCGUCGCCAUUCCAGUUGAUACAAGCAAACCCAAUCCAAACAAUCUUGAAUUUGAUAACCUCUACCUAGACAUGAAUGGCAUUAUUCAUCCAUGCUUCCACCCAGAAGAUAGGCCUUCUCCAACAACUUUUAGCGAGGUAUUUCAUAGCAUGUUUGAUUAUAUUGAUAGGCUUUUUGUCAUGGUCCGGCCUAGAAAAUUGCUAUACAUGGCUAUUGAUGGUGUUGCCCCUAGGGCAAAAAUGAAUCAACAGCGAUCUCGACGAUUUAAAGCUGCAAAAGAUGCAAUAGAAGCGGCCACUGAAGAGGCACGAUUAAGACAGGAGUUUGAGAGGGAGGGACGAAAGCUUCCUCCAAACGAAGAGUCACAAGUUUUUGAUUCCAAUGUGAUCACUCCUGGAACUGACUUUAUGUCUGUUCUUUCCGUUGCUUUGCAGUACUACAUUCAUCUUAGACUAAACAACGACCCAGGUUGGAAAGGUAUUAAGGUUAUUCUUUCUGAUGCCAAUGUUCCGGGUGAAGGGGAGCACAAAAUAAUGUCCUAUAUUCGUCUUCAGAGAAAUGUUCCUGGUUUUGAUCCCAAUACUCGUCACUGCCUGUAUGGUUUGGAUGCAGAUUUGAUAAUGUUAGCUUUGGCUACCCAUGAAGUCCAUUUUUCAAUAAUGCGUGAGAUCAUGUUCACUCCUGAACAGCAAAAAAAGCGCUUUCUAGCUGACCGUAAACGUAAAGUAAAGAGGAAGGCUAGUGAGUUUGAUGCGAAAGGGGAAGAUGUAGUUAAAAAACCUUACCAGUUUCUCCAUAUAUGGAUACUUAGAGAGUACUUGGAACGUGAGAUGUGUAUUCCCAAUGCUCCCGUUGAAAGCGACAUUGAACGCAUUGUGGAUGAUUUUGUGUUCAUGUGUUUCUUUGUUGGUAAUGACUUUUUACCUCAUAUGCCCACAUUAGAGAUUCGGGAGGGUGCAAUUGACUUGCUAUUGACUGUAUAUAAGAAGAAAGUAAGGGAAGUUGGUGGGUAUUUGACUAAAGGAAGCAAGCCAAAUUUGCGCAUAGUGGAACAAUUUAUUCAAGCUGUUGGAAGUAAUGAAGAUGACAUAUUCCGAAGAAGAGCUAAACGGCAAAAGAAGCAGGCAGGAAGAAUAAAGCUCUCUAAAGCUCUGACAAGAAGAGGAGAUGAUGCAGGGCCUUGGGUUCAACCAUCCCUAGUUGCAGUUGCUCGUUUUCAUAGAUCUCGUCUAGCUUCAGGUCCUUAUCCUUCGCCAUAUGGACAAUCAAGAAAAGCUACGUCCAGAUUCUCAGGACUGAAAAAUAAGAAUAUGCAACGUCCUAACAAAGUUGCACGUCUAUCGUCUGGGGAUUCUACUGGUUCUGCUAUCGUUGAAGCAGAAAACACUUUGGAAAUAGAUAUCCAUGAGAACAACAAGGAAUUGAAGACAAAGGUUAAGGAGUUUCUGCGUGAGAAGUCUGAUGUUUUCAACUCUAAUGGUUCAGAAGUAGACAAGAUUAAAUUGGGCAUACCUGGGUGGAGAGAGAGGUAUUAUAAUGAGAAGUUUUCUGGAAAUACUCCUGAGGAACUCGAUGACAUACGAAAUGAUGUUGUUUUGAGGUACACAGAAGGCCUAUGUUGGAUUAUGCGCUAUUAUUACGAAGGCGUUGGUUCUUGGCAAUGGUUUUAUCCAUAUCAUUAUGCACCAUUUGCUUCUGAUCUCAAAGGUCUUGAUAAGCUGAGUAUAUCAUUCACUCUAGGCACUCCCUUCAAGCCAUUCAAUCAGCUACUGGGUGUCUUCCCUGCUGCUAGUGCACACGCACUCCCGGAGCAGUAUCGGAAAUUGAUGACGGAUCAGAACUCGCCUAUUGUUGAUUUCUAUCCUAAUGAUUUUGAAGUGGAUAUGAAUGGUAAACGGUUUUCCUGGCAGGGAAUUGCAAAGUUGCCUUUCAUUGAUGAAACCCGCCUUCUUGCAGAGGUUGAGAAAGUCGAGCAUACAUUGACGCAAGAAGAAGUGCGGAGAAAUAGUGUGAUGUUUGACAUGCUUUUUGUCACAUCUUCUCACCCCCUCUCUGUUAGUAUAUACUCGCUCAACGACCGCCGUAAGCUGACGGGAAGAAAACGUAAUCGGGUUAAGGAAAAAAUAAACCCUGAACUUAGCUGCAGUGAAGGAAUGAAUGGUUAUCUCUUUCCAUGUUCGGGAGAGUUGUGCCCUCAAAUAUUCAGGUCUCCAGUUGAGGGCAUGGAGGAUAUUAUGAACAACCAAGUCAUAUGUGCUAUAUAUCGGCUUCCGGACCCACACAAGCAUAUCACGAAACCGCCUGCUGGGGUGAACUUUCCUCCAAGGACGGUGAGCAUGAGAGACAUGAAACCUGAACCUGGUUUACGGAAUAAAGAUACACAACGCCACGAAAAUGGAAGAUGCGUGGGAGACACGAGGCCUGAACCUGGUUUACAGCAUAAAAAUAUGCAACGCCACGACAAUGGAAGAUGCAUGGGAGACAUGAAGCAUGAACCUGGUUUACGGCAUAAAGAUAUGCAAUGCCACAACAAUGGAAGAUGCAUGGGAGCCAUGAGGCCUGAACCUGGUUUACGGUGUAAAGAUAUGCAAUGCCACGACAAUGGAAGAUGCAAUGAGAACGCAAGGCCAAAUGCUACUGGAAUCAUUUCAGGUCGACUAUUAGGGGAUGCAUCACGUAGACUUGUUAACAGCUUGCUGGUUAGGAGGGUAGAUUCUAAGGUUGAGGACAAUUGUCAGGCACUCUCACUCCCCCAUACGGCACAGCCCUGCAUCCUUGGGCAACCUCCUUCACAGGCUCAAGAAGACUGCAGAAUGCCAGCUGUGCCAGACCGAACUAUUCCAACGCAACACGUGUAGCCAACGAGAUCAUGGGCAAUGUCUGUCACUCCGAGGCCAUCACUGCAACAUGAGAACUCAUUCCAUGAUCACAAGAUCAAGCAGAAGAAUACAGAACCAGGUGCCAGACCAUACCAAAGGGCAUCACGCCACCUAGAUCGAGUACCGUCAGCCACUCCCAAGCCACCACAGAAAAAUGAGACCUCACUCACACACAAUUGUAGAGCACUCAAUCAACUGAGUUCCCAACAUUACAGUGAGAAACCUGAAGGUUACUACCCAUGGACAUCAACAUAAUGGUGAGGUUGCGAGGACUCAGUUUCCACCACCCCAACUUAUGAGUGUUUACCAUUACAAGUUGGAAGCUUUGGGGAGCAGUGAGCGAGGUGGUGAUGGGUGUCAUGACCAUAUUUAUCUAGGGCGUGUUGCCUGUUGUCAUGUGUCUAUGUUAUGCCACACCUUUAGUCUAGCUCAUGUUGUAUUACUUUGAUUUUAUGUUAAUUAUUUUAUUAUUAUAUUUGUUGUUGCACAAUGAAAUGCCUCAAAGUGUAGUGUAGGGAGAUAUGACUAGUUUUCAAUUCUUUUUACCUAGGGGUAUAUGUUAUUUAAGCUGUAGUUGGCCCUUGCUU
Messenger RNA from Cucurbita maxima (winter squash), 4074 nucleotides. Its product is annotated as 5'-3' exoribonuclease 3-like. The transcript has 25 exons. The coding region runs from base 518 to 3466 and encodes 982 amino acids. NCBI's taxonomy places the organism in Eukaryota, Viridiplantae, Streptophyta, Magnoliopsida, Cucurbitales, Cucurbitaceae. Gene Ontology annotation, molecular function: RNA binding; 5'-3' RNA exonuclease activity. Gene Ontology annotation, biological process: nuclear-transcribed mRNA catabolic process. The record is from RefSeq and is a predicted model, not a curated record. Gene Ontology annotation, cellular component: nucleus.